Carica papaya (papaya) is the source of this 2851-nucleotide messenger RNA. RefSeq names its product glutamine-tRNA ligase/glutaminyl-tRNA protein. Gene Ontology annotation, biological process: glutaminyl-tRNA aminoacylation; translation. Gene Ontology annotation, cellular component: cytosol; cytoplasm. Gene Ontology annotation, molecular function: glutamine-tRNA ligase activity; ATP binding. Lineage: Eukaryota; Viridiplantae; Streptophyta; Magnoliopsida; Brassicales; Caricaceae. The record is from RefSeq and is a predicted model, not a curated record.
AAUUCCAACCUCGUUGUCAACGGAUUCUACUUCCAUAGAAUCUUUCUAUCCCGGUAUUUCCCUUCCACAGCCCCCGAAACGCAUUCAGAUUCCAUUUAUUUAUUAGGGUUUCUCUGUGUUUAGAUACUGUGUUCUCUCUAACUUUCAGCUUCGGCUCUCUGAUUUUUUAAACCCUAGCUUCUUCUGUCUUUCUCUUAUCGAACUUCCCGUUUUCCAAUCAGUGACAAUGGUGGUCAAAGACGAGAAAUCCGAGAAAUCAUUGGAGCUGUUUCUGAAGAUUGGUUUGGAUGAGCGAACUGCGCGAAACACCGUAGCGAAUAACAAGGUUACUGCCAAUCUGACGGCCGUCAUUCACGAGGCUGCUGUUACAGAUGGAUGUGACCGCGCCAUUGGGAAUUUACUUUACACGGUUGCCACGAAGUUUCCAACAAAUGCUUUGGUGCAUCGCCCAACUUUGCUUGAAUAUAUUAUAUCCUCUAAGAUUAAGACUACAGCUCAGUUGGAUGCAGCAUUUUCAUUUUUUGCGGCUACUGGUUCUGAGAAUUAUAAGUUGAAUGAAUUUGAGGAUGCGUGUGGUGUUGGAGUUGAAGUCUCAGAGGAGGAUAUUGAGCAGACUGUUAAGGAAAUUUUUGAAGAGAAUAAAAGCACAAUUUUGGAUUUACGUUACCGGACUAAUGUUGGUGAAUUAAUUGGGCAAGUUAGAAAAAGGCUUCCAUGGGCUGACUCAAAGUUUGUUAAGCAACUCAUAGAUGCGAAGUUGUAUGAACUUCUUGGUGAGAGAACUGCAGCUGAUAAUGAGAAGCCUUCAAAAAAGAAAGAGAGGAAAGAAAAGCCUGCCAAAGUUGAAGAUAAGAAGAGUUCUGAGGAUACUCCAGCACAGCCAUCUGAAGAAGAGCUUAAUCCAUACUCAAUAUUCCCUCUGCCAGAAGAAAAUUUCAGGGUGCAUACUGAAGUUUUUUUCAGUGAUGGCUCUGUGCUAAGAUGUAGCAAUACGAAGGAAAUGCUUGACAAGCAUCUAAAGGUGACAGGGGGGAAAGUAUUUACUCGUUUCCCGCCUGAACCAAAUGGAUAUUUGCAUAUUGGACAUGCGAAGGCAAUGUUUGUUGACUUUGGUCUGGCGAAAGAGAGAGGUGGGUGCUGCUACUUGAGAUAUGAUGACACGAACCCUGAGGCUGAAAAGAAAGAAUAUAUUAAUCAUAUUGAAGAAAUUGUUCAGUGGAUGGGUUGGGAACCUUUCAAGAUUACUUACACCAGUGACUAUUUCCAAGAUCUGUAUGAUUUGGCAGUGGAAUUAAUACGAAGAGGCCAUGCUUAUGUUGACCAUCAGACCCCUGAAGAGAUAAAGGAGUACAGGGAGAAAAAGAUGAACAGCCCUUGGAGGGAUAGGCCAAUUGCAGAGUCAUUGAAACUUUUUGACGAAAUGAGAAGAGGCAUGAUCGAAGAAGGCAAAGCCACUCUCAGAAUGAAGCAAGAUAUGCAGAGUGAUAAUUACAAUAUGUAUGACCUAAUAGCCUAUCGUAUCAAGUUUACUCCACAUCCACAUGCAGGGGACAAGUGGUGUAUAUAUCCAAGUUACGAUUAUGCUCAUUGCAUUGUCGAUUCUCUUGAAAAUAUUACGCAUUCACUGUGCACCCUCGAAUUUGAGACACGCCGUGCAUCAUACUAUUGGUUAUUACAUGCAUUGGGACUUUACCAACCUUAUGUAUGGGAAUACUCGAGACUCAAUAUUACAAACACUGUAAUGUCAAAGCGUAAGCUCAAUUUCUUGGUGACAAACAAGUACGUUGAUGGAUGGGAUGAUCCCCGCCUUAUGACCCUUGCUGGGUUACGGCGUAGAGGUGUUACAUCAACUGCAAUCAAUGCCUUUGUUCGGGGGAUUGGAAUCACUAGAAGUGAUUGUAGCAUGAUACGUUUGGACCGGCUUGAGUAUCACAUUAGGGAAGAACUGAACAAAACAGCAGCUCGCACUUUGGUCGUGCUACAUCCUCUCAAGGUGGUCAUUACAAAUCUGGAGUCUGGCACAGUUUUAGAUCUUGAUGCAAGGCAAUGGCCAGAUGCUCAGACAGACGUUUCAUCUUCUUUUUACAAGGUUCCCUUUUCCAGAGUUGUAUACAUUGAGCGUUCUGAUUUUCGUAUGAAAGAUUCAAAAGAUUAUUAUGGUCUUGCUCCCGGUAAAUCAGUUCUUCUCAGAUAUGCAUACCCCAUAAAAUGCACAGAGGUUAUCCUAGCUGAGGAUAAUGAAACUGUUGUUGAGAUCCGGGCAGAAUAUGAUCCUUUAAAAAAGACAAAGCCAAAGGGAGUUCUUCAUUGGGUUGCUGAGCCUUCCCCAGGGAUUGAUCCGCUGAAGGUGGAAGUCAGAUUAUUUGAGAAACUUUUUAACUCUGAGAAUCCUUCUGAACUUGAUGAUUGGCUUGCCGACCUAAACCCACAUUCCAAAGAGGUGAUACCUGAUGCAUAUGCUGUACCAUCAGUCCAAAAUGCUGCUGUUGGGGACGGAUUUCAGUUUGAAAGGCUAGGCUAUUUUGUAGUUGAUAAAGACUCCACCUCAGAGAGACUGGUCUUCAAUCGAACCGUCACGCUCAAAGAUGGAUAUUCUAAGGGUGGUGGGAAAUAGAAAUCUAUCAGCAUACGGAGCUGGGAACAGAAAGGGAUGUGCCAGGUGAUACAAAUUAAAAGUCGAUGUUUUAUGACUACUUUAUACAUCUGUAAAUUACUAUCUUUAUUGACCUCAGUUUUUAGAUAUAAAAUCUACUUUGCCCGGCUGUACUUACCUUUUAUAUCAAUUAUAUAGAUAACACUCUUGUAACUUUUUGUUAUAACUUAUAUUAUCCUUUGGUUGCCUAUCUCGAAA